AUGGACGGAAGUACUAUAGAGGCUAACGGAGGAAUGAUGCAGUCUCCCUCUUUUGGUGGGUGUAGGGUGCGCAGCAGGUUGGCCUUCGUCUCUGUUCGGGUUUUCUCCUCUCCCAACACAAAACAAAGUUGCAGACCCAUUAUUCCUCGCAAACCAAUCUUUCCUCCUCUCACUUUGAAGCUUCUUCUUCUCUGCUUCAGUGUUGUUUCCGAAGUAAGUUCUGUAUCAAGUUUUGUAAUAGUGUCUGUCAUUCAGUCGUGCUCCCAAAGUACCAAUAAGGUGUUACAUGCUUUGCAACAGAAGUUCCCAGCCGCGUCAAAAACUCAGUUAAGGAAUAAAGUGCGAGAGAUAUUAGAUUUUGUGGAUACCCAUUGGCAGAUCUGCUGGAGUAACGUGAUAACAGAGCACAGCCAAGCCAUUUUGAACUCUUUGUACUCAUUUUACUGGAACUUGACUAGAAAUUGGGAGCUGAGGGAGACUUUGCUUUCUUAUCUUAUCAAAAUCACAACUGCUUAUUGUCUCUGUUUCUUACUAAAUAUCCACUUUUAUAGAACUGGAUUAAUCAAUGUCGGAUGCUCUGGGAAUUCUCCAUUUUUUUUAACAUGGUUUAAAUUUCAAUUGGAUCGAUAUGUGGCUAGGAACAUGAAGGUUAAUUAUGUGGUAGGCUCCUACCUUGAUCCCCUUAUAGUUAAGGUAUACUGAUCAGACACAUGUUCAAGGAUAGUCCAUAUGCCUCUGGUUCUCCAUCAAAAGCCGUCUGCAUUAUUGAUCUUAAUUUGUUACAGAUAUUAUUUAUAGUUGAAGACUUGUGAAGCAUACUAUGAAAGUGCUCCAUUUGUUCAUGUUUGUUGGAUUUGAAAAAAGAGUUGAUGUUAGGCUCUGUUUAUUACUAUUAUCCAUAAUAAAUUCAAAUUUUUGAUAAAAA
Molecule: messenger RNA, 925 nt
Organism: Rosa chinensis
Lineage: Eukaryota; Viridiplantae; Streptophyta; Magnoliopsida; Rosales; Rosaceae
Exons: 8
Coding region: 1-702 (233 amino acids)
Source: RefSeq, a predicted model, not a curated record